AUGUCUUCUUCCCCAUCAUCAUCACAACUCGAGACCGAGUUCAAACAGGCCCAACAAUUCGUUCAGAGUGGACCUGCUGAAUCCGAACCUUCCAAUGAACAAAAACUAUUGUUCUAUGCUUACUUCAAGCAAGCCACUGAAGGACCCAAUACUGGAAAGAGACCAGGAGCCUUUGAUCUUAUCAAGAGAGCAAAAUAUGAUGCGUGGAAAAAGCUAGGAGAUAUGUCCAAAGAAGAUGCCAUGAAAGGAUACAUUGCUAAUCUUGAAAAAUCAUCUCCUAAAUGGAAGGAAUUCUUUGCAAACAAGAGCAGUACUGUAGAGGCUUCUCCAACCUCUGGAACAUCCAAUCCUUUCGGCAAUGAAGUUUUCAGGCCUGAUCUUCUUCGUGGAAAGGUGGCUGUCGUAACUGGAGGAGGUUCAGGAAUUUGCAAAGUCAUUACCGAAUAUUUGGCAUAUCAUGGAGCGAAUACUGUCAUCAUUUCACGAACACUCUCCAAGUUGGAGCAAGCUGCUAAAGAAAUUAAUCAACUUGCAAACAAUGGCACUGAAUGUUUUCCUGUGAGUGCAGAUGUGAGAGAUUAUAAGGGUUUGUCAGAAGCUUUUGAUAAGGCAUUGAAAAAGUUUGGAAGAAUUGAUAUUUUGGUGAAUGGAAGUGCUGGUAAUUUCUUGUGUCCUGCCUCUCAAUUGAGUAGUGGUGGAUUUAAGACCGUUUUGGAAAUUGAUACUGUUGGAACUUUCCAUGCAAGCAAGCUUGCAUAUGAGAAAUACAUGAAAAAGCAUGGAGGAAACAUUGUAAAUUUGUCAAUGACACUGCACAACACUGCCAGUAUCAUGCAAGUCCAUGCUGGAUGUGCUAAAUCGGCCAUUGACACCAUGACCAAACACUUGGCUGUGGAGUGGGGAUUGGAUGGUGUUCGUGUCAACUCCAUUCAAAUUGGACCAAUUGAGGGAACAGAAGGCUUCAGCAGACUUCUUCCAAAAGAAGAAUUGGACAAGUUCAAGAAGACAAUUCCAUUGCAAAGGUUUGGUCAACCUGUCGACAUUGCAAGAAUGGUUUUGUUCCUUGUCAGUGAUGCCGCUAGCUACAUUACUGCUGCCAUUAUUCCUGUGGAAGGAGCAUCUCAAUACACCACCAACAACAUUUAUGGAUAUCCACAAGUAUUGCAAAUGAGCAAGAUGUAA
Messenger RNA from Naegleria fowleri, 1182 nucleotides. RefSeq lists its product as uncharacterized. The record is from RefSeq and is a predicted model, not a curated record. Lineage: Eukaryota; Heterolobosea; Eutetramitea; Acrasida; Naegleriidae. Bases 1 to 1182 code for a protein of 393 amino acids. The transcript is spliced from 5 exons. Gene Ontology annotation, molecular function: 2,4-dienoyl-CoA reductase (NADPH) activity; fatty-acyl-CoA binding. Gene Ontology annotation, biological process: fatty acid catabolic process.